CGCACGCACCCCAUGGCCGACACCACCGCGGCAGUCCCUGAUGAAGUCGUCGGUGCCCACGGGAGCAAGCGAUGCUUCCGCCAUCGUGGGUGGAUAUUUGAAUCGUUUAAGACAGUUGCGUUGGGUACCGAGGAACGUACACAGUUGAGCGAGCAGUGCGAGGUGCCCUGCAUUCCAUUGCCCGAAAUCGUGUAUGGCGACAACUACCUUCGCCUUACGCAUGAAGCAUCGGGAUGGGCGGUCACGUUCAAUGCAAAAGAUGCGCUCAUGUCGUGGGCUCGACAUCAACGUCAAGAUCUCCACAGCACCCUCACGUCCUACGACGUCAUGUACACAUGCGAGUACGAAGGAUCGCCAGCCGAGACAUUCAACAUAGAACCGACGGAACACGACAUUCCGCUUGACAAGUUACGUGAGCACGCGACCAUCUUGUUUUACGACCACAUUUGCCUCUUCGAAGAUGACAUCCGAGACCUCGGUGAAGUCGAGCUCAUCGUCAAGAUCCGCGUGAUGCCGUUCGGGUUCCUCGUCCUGUGUCGGUAUUUUGCUCGGAUGGACGACAAGGUUGGUGCGACCGUGCUCAACUCGUUUGCAGGUUGGCUGCCAUGUGUGCAACUAGAUGAUCAAGCUGAGAGAUUCUCGGUAUUACCACGAGUUUGGCACGGACGUCGUGCUCCGUGACUUUGAGAUUCGAGAGUCUACAACGACGGCCCUCCACCAUCUCUGCUCUGCCACGCACGAGCACGAAGCGACGGGAACGGACGAUGCCCACCCCGCUUGCUUCAUCCCGACAGCAGAUCUCAUGUACGCCAAUACAGCGCCCAUCACGCGGACGGCACACAAAAUCCACGUGCGCCCCACAAAUGGUGCAGAACCAACCGUGAUCGUCGACCAACGUCCCAUUUAAGCGGGAAAAAAGACACGAUGCAUUGCCGAUUCAGCGUAUGCCGGAUCCUUGGAGCGGCAGAGUGGCUUUGGUCUGUCGAGUCGGGUAAUGUAUGGAGCUGUAGUGCCAUGACGCCGGUUGCGGCCGUGGAAGUCGACGAGUUCGCUCGAACGAAGCGUCGUCCUGCUCUGUCCGUGGUUGAGCUAUUUGCAAACUGCCGUGGCCCACGUAACAUUGACUGGUUCGCAUCGCUGACGUGCUAAUGUCUGGCAUUCACAACGUCGUCGUUGGUAUAAAUUAUGGGGAUGGCUCCAUCGUGCGGUGUU
Molecule: messenger RNA, 1212 nt
Organism: Aphanomyces invadans
Lineage: Eukaryota; Oomycota; Saprolegniomycetes; Saprolegniales; Verrucalvaceae
Exons: 6
Coding region: 13-681 (222 amino acids)
Biological process (GO): TOR signaling
Cellular component (GO): cytosol
Source: RefSeq, a predicted model, not a curated record